CUCCACCUCCAACAAUGGCCAACGUCCUCCAACAAGUCUAUCGGCUGGCUUUUCCCGUGGCCCUCGGUGGCAUAGUCGUGCAAAAUUCCCUUUACGAUGUCAAGGGCGGUACGCGAGCCGUCAUCUUCGACCGAGUGUCUGGUGUGCAAGAGAAGGUCGUCAACGAAGGCACACAUUUCUUGAUCCCCUGGUUGCAGCGCGCAAUUGUUUACGAUGUCCGGACAAAGCCUCGUAACAUUUCCACCACGACAGGAAGUAAGGAUUUGCAGAUGGUUAGCUUGACGCUCCGUGUGCUGCACCGCCCGGAGGUGCCGAAGCUGCCUCAAAUCUACCAGUCAUACGGUACCGAUUACGAUGAGCGUGUCCUCCCCUCCAUCGGUAACGAAGUCCUGAAGGCAAUCGUGGCCCAGUUCGACGCCGCCGAACUCAUCACGCAGCGUGAAGCUGUCUCCAACCGCAUCCGUACCGACCUUAUGAAGCGUGCCGGACAAUUCAACAUCGCCCUCGAGGAUGUUUCCAUCACCCACAUGACCUUCGGAAAGGAGUUCACACGAGCCGUCGAGCAAAAGCAGAUCGCCCAGCAGGACGCCGAGCGGGCCCGUUUCAUUGUCGAGCGUGCCGAGCAGGAGCGCCAGGCUAACGUCAUCCGCGCUGAGGGUGAAGCGGAGAGUGCCGAAAUUAUCAGCAAGGCCGUAGCCAAGGCCGGUAAUGGUCUCAUCGAGAUUCGUCGCAUCGACGCCAGCAGAGAUAUCGCCCAGACCCUGUCCCAGAACCCUAACGUCACUUAUCUGCCCGGUGGAGAAGGAAAGGACGGUGGCAAGAGCACCAGCCUUCUGCUGGGUCUGCGGAGUUAAGGAGAUUAUAAGGAUGUUUCGGGGAUCAUGGGCCCCGUUUUCACAACUCAUUGAAUGUACCAAUUAAUCGCAAUCUUUGCCUCGACUUGGGGCCUGCCUGGCCUCAUGGCGCGACUGGAGUGGCUCGAUCUAGUCCACUUUCUGAUAUGUAGCAAUACCAAACCUCACUCCGACAAGCUCUGUUUAGAUGAUUCAAUCGUAU
Penicillium canescens is the source of this 1056-nucleotide messenger RNA. It is a transcript of the gene phb1, whose product is annotated as prohibitin subunit PHB1. The record is from RefSeq and is a predicted model, not a curated record. Bases 15 to 854 code for a protein of 279 amino acids. Gene Ontology annotation, cellular component: membrane; mitochondrion. Lineage: Eukaryota; Fungi; Ascomycota; Eurotiomycetes; Eurotiales; Aspergillaceae. The transcript is spliced from 2 exons. Gene Ontology annotation, biological process: mitochondrion organization.